AUGCAGUCCUAUUGCAGUUCCGGCAAGGAUCACGAUCCUAAUGAGUUUUCUUUUGAUGAUACUGACGGCGUGGCAAUGAUGGACUAUAUGAACGAUGAUGAACAGACGGGCGAAGAUGAUCUUGAGGACGAAGCUAAUGGGACAGGAGAGUCGAGUGGCGGUGGGUGGGUAAGGCGGCGGCGCCCUCACUAUGCUGGGCGUCAACAACAGCGAGGACACUCUAAUGCUCGUUAUCACCAUGGCUCAGUAAUGGCGGCUGAUGGUGAUGAAGAUAGUUUGCAGGGUGCCGAAUGGUCAGAUCAGGUAGAUUAUAAUAGAAUGUCUAUUUUACUACUAAUUUUGCUGAAUAUUUCCUUUUACCUAUAA
Molecule: messenger RNA, 366 nt
Organism: Protopolystoma xenopodis
Lineage: Eukaryota; Metazoa; Platyhelminthes; Monogenea; Polystomatidea; Polystomatidae
Source: the annotation of a GenBank genome assembly